AUGUUCCCCAAUAGUAGUGCUCCUACUUUUAGUACGAGACAGUUUCCUAACUCAACUAUAAAUAAUGCAAGUAAUACCGCAAGUAAUACUGCAAAUCAUUCUGCAAACAACAAUGCAAAUAGUAAAGCAAAUAUAAAUAUAAAUAAUAAUAAUAAUAAUAAUAAUAAUAAUAAUAAUAAUAAUAAUAAUAAUAAUAACAAUAAUACUCAUAGUAAUAUUAAUGCAAAUACUAACACAAGUACCAAUACAAACACAAGCAACUCAAGCACAAGUACUACGACCAGUACUCCAAACCAUUCCACUUCGAACUCGUCCAAGCCAAAACGAAAACGUAAUAGAAUCCCCCUGAGUUGUACGAUUUGUAGGAAAAGAAAAGUAAAAUGUGACAAGAAAAGGCCUCAUUGUAAUCAGUGUACAAAGACUGGUGUAUCUCACUUGUGUCAUUACAUGGAACAAACAUGGGCAGAAGAAGCUGAGCGUGAUCUCUUGAAAGAACUAGAGUUAAAGAAAUUGAAAGAUCAUGUCAAAUCCCUAGAAGACCAACUGGCAAAAUUGCACUCUACCAUCACGACAACAAAGACGGUAUCACCGAAACUAACUCCUGCUCCUUCGGCUCAUUCAAACGACGAGUUAGAUUUGACUAGAAACUUCGAUAUGCUUCACUUGAAAAGCAACGGGACAAUCCAUCUGGGUCCCACCCACUGGUUGGCUAUUAUGAAAGGUGAUCCAUAUUUGAAAUUGAUUUGGAAACAAAUCUUUGUAAUAAGAGAACGCUAUACUAAAUACCUUCAUUCAUCUCACCCUGCAGUGCCUCCUUUGCCUGCACCUGCAUCUGUACCUACUCCUACUUCUGUACCUACACCGGCGCCUGCUCCUACUUCUGCUUCUUCUAUUUUACCAUACAACGCUCUUCCUUUACCGGAAAGAAAUUCAACAACGCAAUUAAAUUUACCUAGACCAACAGCAACACCUUCGGCUACCACGACUACCGCUACUACUACUACUAAUAAUAAUAAUAAUAACACAACCACAACCACAACUACAACUACAACUGCCAAUGGUACUACCGCCAAUACCACCACCACAAACACUGCCCCACCACAGCCCCCUAUAUUGCGUUGCCCUGUCACUGGUUUGACUUCUGCAAAUAACCCUCAUUUAGCAAUGCCUCCAUUACCACCGACAAAGAAAUUAACUACUCAAAACAAAAAAGUUUUCCAAGGUAUGCCACAACUAACAAACGACCAAAUCAUUAAAAAGAUUUGUGCUCUCUUACCGCCAAAACACAUCAUUAUUCAAUUGGUAGACCUAUUCUUCGAUCACUUGUACCCGGUUAUACCAAUCAUCGAUGAACUUUCUUUCAAAUCUAACAUCUCAUCGAUUUGUAAUUUUAAACAUUGGAAUACCCCUCAGGCUGGCCCUCCUCCUGCUACAUCUGCACACCCUUCUUCUCCUUCUCCAAAUUCUCCUUCGCCUGCUGCCAUUUCUAUGGAAAAAUUGAAGAAAUUAUCUUUUAAUAAAAUUAAAGAUUAUUCAAUUUUUGGCAUUCUCGUCAUUAUUCUUCGUUUAACCUGGCUAUCCUUACCUUGUAAUAGAUUCAAAAAUUUAAAUUUCCAUAAUCUGAAAUUACCUUCUAUUCAGUUACAUUCUGUGUCACCAUCUAUGCAGAGCUCUUCUUCUACUUCUUCCUUCUCUUCUAUUUCAUCUUCAACUCCUUCUUCUUCAAAUUCUUCUACUCCAUUAAAUGAUGAUUCAGAUUUGUUAAGAUAUGAAAUCCCAUUAGAAGUAUUAGACUUGGUACGGAAAAAUUUGAUCAAAUUCGAUGAAUUGUCAACUACUUCAAAUUCAAACGUAAAUUUGACGACAAUCCAAUUUGCAAUCUUCUACAAGAUUUAUCUCACAUGCUGUCCAGCUACUCCAUCUCCAAACCCAGCAAAUACUCAAGAUAACGAAUCUCAUCAAUUACUCUUAGCAAGUAUCACUCAAAUGGCUUUUUCAUGUGGGUUACAUAGAGAUCCAGAUAAUUUCCCUCAAUUGAAUACUUUAUCUCAAAAUAAUUCCUCUGCUUCUUCUCAUCAACACAAUUCUUCACCUUCCACUGAGAGGUUUAAACAUACUUGGAGAAAAACUUGGUAUUUCAUUGUCUCAUUAGAUAUCAAUCAAUCCCUCUUGUUGGGUACUCCUCGUCUAUUAAGAAACUUAUCAGAUAUCAGUGAUACAAAAUUGCCUUCCCAUUCAAAGAUUGAUUAUAUUCAUGAUAUUAAAGAACUUAUUAUUGUAAAGAAUUUCACUUUGUUUUUCCAAAUUGAUUUGAUUAUCAUUGCUGUAUUAAAUCAUAUCCUGAACGUUUCUGUUUCUAAAAAUGUUCGGAAGUUCGAAUUAGAUCAUUUGAUACUUUCAUUGAAUAAUUUAACAAAUAAUAACAUUAAUAUUAAUGAUAUCAUUAACGAUUUGAUUCAUUCAGGUUUAUUAUUCACCACAGAGGGGAAAGUAGAUACCACAAAUUUCGAUGAUUCAUAUAAUUUACCACCAAUGGAAGAAUUAUUACAUCUAUAUACUAAAUCACAUUCUGAUCCAAAUGAUAAAAAAUUUGAAAUGCCUUUUGAAUCCACCAUUAAAGCAUUAUUUUUUGAUAAGCAUUUAACAAUUAGAAUGUUAUUAUAUCUUUUGAAUUAUAUCUUAUUCACAUUUUAUGAGCCGAAGGGUAAUGAAGACCCAAAUACAAUCGUAUUAGCAAAAGAAUAUGCUCAACAAACUUUGAAUUUUGCCAUGGAAGGCUAUAAGAAUUGUUUGUCAUUUUUAUUGAAUUUAAACAAAAUCAAUUCAACUCAUAAUUUUAUUUUCAAUUAUAUGGAAUUGAUAUUAAUGCCAAAUUGUUUAAAUAUAGGGAAUAGAUCGUUACAAUUCAUUGUUUGUCUUUUAUUAAGAAUAAAAUGUGGUCCAAUUAAUGGUACUUAUGAUUACAACGUUUUCUCUUCCACUUCAGGUAGUUCAAAUAAUAAUACAAGUGAUGAUGAUGAAUCUCAUUCACAUCAAUCAAACUCUUUGGUUAAUGAAAAUGAUGAUACAAUAUUCAUCAAUAAGAUAGAUCUAAUAGAGGAAGACUCACUUGUUCUUUCGAAAAAAUUAACGAAUAGAAUGAAUUUGUUUUUCGAUUUAACAAAACAAAUCUCAAAAAAAUACUUGUAUGCUACUAAACUAAUGAAAUCAACAAGAUUCUUCAUCACUCUUUUAAAACCUAAUGACCCAACUACAAAUUUAAAUCCAAAGAGAUUUCCUCAUAAUAAGUUACAGAAUACUUCAUACCAUAAGAAUGUAAAUUUACCAAAUUUCUUUAAAAAGAUUCCUUUCUUUAUGAUGAAUGCAAAUUCAGAAAGUAUUAAAAAAUGUCCAGUAUAUCAAGAUGCUUUGGGGAUGUUUAAUCCAAUAGACUCAGCUACUCCAUCAUCAAAUAACUCUUCCAUUUCUACUUCGAAUUCAUCAAAUUAUACUACUGCGCCUUCAAAAUUAAAUAAUUCCCUCAAUUAUACCAAACUUCCGCCUAUUAGAUCAUAUAAACCAAUCACGAUUUUUAAUUCAAAAUCACCUACUCCUUCUCAAGACGCACAAAAUUCUACAAAGAGACGUCGUUUAAAUGAAGAUGAGACUUCAAACGAUCCAAUCGUGAAAAAGGAACAAAAUUUAGAAUUAUCUUCACAAAAUUUGGAAACUAAUACAACCACAUUACCAUCUUUGCAAGAACAGAUGACUCCAGAUAUUACAAACUUACCACCGGCAGCAACCACUACCAAUAAGAAUUCAUUACUUACGUUUGAUGAUUUUAAUAGGCUAAACGGUUCUUUAACACCUAUCCCACUUCCAAAUUCAACAAACCCUCCACCUCAGCAGUUACCAAACCAAAACCAAUUCUUCAUUAAUAAUAAUGCCUCAAAUGCAAACACAACUGCAUCUAAUAGUACUAAUUGGACUCCAAAUCCAAAUAAUUUUGACUCCAAUUUUACAAAUACUCCAACCUCAAACAUGAACAAUACAAAUAAUAUGAAUAAUAACUUCAUCCCUGAUUUUGAAGAUUUCCUGCUACAAAAUUCUAAUUUGAACGGGUUAGUCAUUAACCCAUCAAGUAUUGCAGAAGCUGUGGGAUUUGGUAAUAUAGAUUCAGAUAAUUCUUCGAAUAGAAAUGACGCUACAGAUUUCUUACCAAUAGAUAAUACAAAUAAUAUUGGCGGACUACAAGAUUUCUCAAAUAAUGAUUUUUUUGUCUGGGAAUAA
Henningerozyma blattae CBS 6284 is the source of this 4269-nucleotide messenger RNA. It is a transcript of the gene HAP1, whose product is annotated as Hap1p. The transcript has a single exon. Bases 1 to 4269 code for a protein of 1422 amino acids. NCBI's taxonomy places the organism in Eukaryota, Fungi, Ascomycota, Saccharomycetes, Saccharomycetales, Saccharomycetaceae. Gene Ontology annotation, biological process: DNA-templated transcription; regulation of transcription by RNA polymerase II. Gene Ontology annotation, cellular component: nucleus. The record is from RefSeq and is a predicted model, not a curated record. Gene Ontology annotation, molecular function: zinc ion binding; DNA-binding transcription activator activity, RNA polymerase II-specific; RNA polymerase II cis-regulatory region sequence-specific DNA binding.